This is a messenger RNA of Fusarium oxysporum Fo47, 741 nucleotides long. RefSeq names its product nucleotide-diphospho-sugar transferase. The transcript has 4 exons. The record is from RefSeq and is a predicted model, not a curated record. The coding region runs from base 1 to 741 and encodes 246 amino acids. Lineage: Eukaryota; Fungi; Ascomycota; Sordariomycetes; Hypocreales; Nectriaceae. Gene Ontology annotation, molecular function: glycosyltransferase activity.
AUGGUCUCUGAAAAUACUGCGGCCCUGCCUCCUAAAGUUUGGGCAACUCUGGUGACAAACGAUGACUAUCUCAAGGGCGUACUGGCACUCAACUACCGUCUGCGAUGCGUCAAAUCAAAAUAUCCGCUGCUUGUUCUAUACACCACUCCAACGACCACAAAAGAGUACACUGAUGACCCACGAUUCAACGAGUGCUGGACAAAGCUGAUCGCCUUCUCACUCACGGACUACUCACGAAUAGUUCUUCUUGACUCAGAUAUGCUGCCACUACAGAACAUGGAUGAGCUCAUGGACCUAGACCUCGACCUACCAGCACAUGCUUCGCCAGAAGUCGCACAAACAACUGGAGCAGAUAUCUCUACGGGCUUAGGAAAACUCAACAGCGGACUCCUAGUCAUCAACCCAUCGAAGGCCAUUUUCGAUCAGAUCGUCACAAAGAUGAAUGAGGCAGGUCUCGACUACCAGUUCCCGGAUCAGGACCUUCUUGCAGAUGUCUUCAAAGGUCGCUGGGUGGCGUUGCCAUACAUCUACAACGCCUUGAAGACGAUGCGAGAACCAGCUGUGCACGGAGCCAUAUGGCGUGAUGACAAGGUCAAGAACGUCCAUUACAUUCUCAGUCCCAAGCCAUGGGAUGAGCUGGGGCCAGACGGGACAUGGAAAGGGGAUAAGCCUAUCCAUAAGUGGUGGAUUGACGCGUACAACUCAAUGCGUGCAGAAGAAAAGACACUUGGAGUCUCUUAA